CGGUUCGAUGGAGGUAGGCCGUGAAAUAAUGCAUGCUGCAGCUAGCAGCAACUUGAAACAAGUUUCACUUGAAUUAGUAGAAAAGUCACCUCUUCUAAUUUUUUAUGAUGCUGAUGUAGAUAAAGCUGAUAGCCUUGCUCUCUUGGGCAUAGUAUAUAACAAGGGUGAGAUAUGUGUUGCAAGUUCACGUGUGUUUGUUCAGGAAGGGAAUGUGCUGAAUAAUUAUAUUAAAAGAUGGAUUUAGGCAUUCUUUUCUUCCUCUUUCACACCCUGCAGGUUUUGACAGCUACUAGAAUUAGAUAUUGGAGGUUUUGUUCAAUUAGAUGCUAGGUUUUGACAAGUCUCCAUGAGA
Arachis ipaensis is the source of this 352-nucleotide messenger RNA. NCBI's taxonomy places the organism in Eukaryota, Viridiplantae, Streptophyta, Magnoliopsida, Fabales, Fabaceae. The record is from RefSeq and is a predicted model, not a curated record.